This is a messenger RNA of Clunio marinus, 681 nucleotides long. NCBI's taxonomy places the organism in Eukaryota, Metazoa, Arthropoda, Insecta, Diptera, Chironomidae. The record is from the annotation of a GenBank genome assembly.
AUGUGGGUGGACGGGAAGGCAACAAAUUGGGUGAGUGAUGUGCUUGAAAGAAGAGACGAUGAAGACACGAAAAAAAAAGAGAAAGGGCAGAAAAGACAACUUGGUAUGGGGAUUAAAAGAAGAAAUAAAAAAUGGGAAAAUAUGCUUUCAUGCAGCGCAACGGAAUUGCCUGAUUCACAAAGACAGGAAAAUCAUUUGAGAACUGAAAAUAAACGACUUGUUGUCCACCGUGAGUUCUCAGAAGUUAGAUCAGAAGGUCUAUUAAAAUCAAUUACAAUAAAUUUCCCGAUACUUUAUAAGCAGAUACUUUUCAGUGAAAAGUCCCUUGACAGCUAUUCAAAGAUAUUUACUGUAUUCUACAUAAAUAUGCUUAUGUACCUCGAUAUCUAUAGUAGAAAACGUAACGAAAAAAAAAAGAUUGAACAAGGCGGAUCGGAAAAAAACAGAGAUGAUUCAGAGGACAACGACGAAGAAGAAAUUUCAAUUCUUCAUUGCGGACCAGUAGGCAAUAGACACCAAUCAAGGGAAGGAGAGAAACCUAAAAAAAGAAAGGGUCAGCGAAUUUUCCAAUCAACUGAUCCUGAAAAAGGCGCUCGUUGUGGACAUAAAAAAGCAAGUCAUUUUUUCCAUAAAUAUCUAAAACUUAUGAAACCAAAAGAGUUGAAACUUACAAAUCUAUGA